AUGAGAUUCGUUUGCACAAUAUUCGUGAUCUCGUACCUAUUGAGUCUGGUUUCAGCUGGAGAUUAUUUUGCUCAACUCAAAGCGCCGUUCACAGCAGAUGAUCUGUUCAAACAGGACGACUCCAUCAAGGCAACUCACCAUGUGAGAGACUCCAUCAAAAGCCGGAUCUCAUUUGGCGGGUUUGAAGGGUUCUCUGGAAAAUUUGAAGAUGAUGUUCUUCAGAGGCUACUGUCGAAUCCUCUAGUUGCCAAGGUCACACCCGACAUCGUUGUAAACGCCCUACAUAUAGAUCAACAGACUGACGCUCCCAAGCAUCUUGCCAGACUUUCUCAGGAAGGCCCAGUUUCGAAGAAUCCAGAUUCAAGGGCUUACUGUUUCGACUCGGAGCAUGAGGGAGAGGGCGUUACCGCCUAUGUUGUUGAUACUGGUGUCAACACCGACCAUCCCGAGCUCGAGGGAAGAGCAGUUUCUGGUCCCAACUUUUCAGCUUCUGAAAACUGUAAUGAUAAGGUGGGUCAUGGAACACACGUUGCCGGUCUGAUAGGCUCAAAGACUUACGGCGUGGCCAAAAAGAUCAACAUCGUCUCCAUCAAGGUUCUGGAUGAUGAAGGUUCAGGAACACUCUCUUCAGUGAUUGGUGGUUUGGAGUUUGCCGUAAAACACAGGCAAGACAGUGGAAUGCCCGGAGUGGUGAAUCUUUCGUUGGGAGCAUAUAAGAAUGUGGUUUUGGACGAAGCUGUAAUGGCCACCUACAAGUCAGGGAUGGUCGUUGUGGUAGCUGCUGGAAACAACAACAUAGAUGCAUGCAACACUUCUCCCGCGGGUUCGCCAUUUGCAAUCUCUGUUGGGGCAAUUGAUGACACCAGCGACAAGAUUGCUCCCUUCUCAAAUUGGGGGCCAUGUAUAAACGUGUUUUCCUCGGGCAUCGCGGUUGAAAGUCUUUGUGGAAAGAAUGAAGAGUCCCCCACAAACUUGUCGGGCACCUCCAUGGCUUCACCAGUGGUUGCCGGACUUGCUGGAAUUUUACUGGACAAGGGUGUUGAUUACAAGGAUGUUGCCUACCAUAUCGAUGAGAUGUCAAUCAGGGGAGUGAUUCCGAAAAACUCAUUGGUAAUGAGAAGAGGGAGCCCCAACAAGGUCGCGAGCAAUGGCAUCAGGUGUUACUGA
Messenger RNA from Kuraishia capsulata CBS 1993, 1167 nucleotides. RefSeq lists its product as uncharacterized. Gene Ontology annotation, biological process: proteolysis. The coding region runs from base 1 to 1167 and encodes 388 amino acids. The record is from RefSeq and is a predicted model, not a curated record. Gene Ontology annotation, molecular function: serine-type endopeptidase activity. NCBI's taxonomy places the organism in Eukaryota, Fungi, Ascomycota, Pichiomycetes, Pichiales, Pichiaceae. The transcript has 2 exons.